CUAUAGUUCCGUCACCAAGUACAUUUCUGACAGACUGUUAUCUAAACUAAUAUAUAACAUCAGGUUUAAAACGUGUUAUAUUACUUAUGAUAUUUUCAAUAUUUUUUUGUUUUAAAUAACAUUUCUUGAAAUUUUUAAACGUGACACUGCAUUUUCGCGGAUUUAAUAACUACAGGGACUAAGAUCCUAAACGGACGUGUAGUUUUGUGUACUACAGACGGCAUGGCGGAGGCGCUGAUCGCUGGAGCUGUUCAUAUAAACACAUCCGUUGAUUCGGUGACCGGUGCGAUGGCCUGUAUAACGUUACACGAUGAGAAGUCAAACUUUGAUGUGAUUCCUCCACUAAAUUUUGGUCAUCUGGACAUCACUACAGAUGAAUUAAUUCUGGAUGAGGUUGAUAUUCACAUUCAAGCUAAUUUGGAGGAUGAUCUGGUGAAAGAGGCACUGAAGACGGGUGUGGAUUUGAGGCAGUACUCUAGGCAGGUGGAGACAGAGCUGCAGCAAAUCGAACAAGCAUCAAUCAAAGACUAUAUCAAAGAGAGUCAGAACAUUGCCUCUUUACACAACCAGAUCACAGCCUGUGACUCCAUACUAGAGCGUAUGGAGGGCAUGCUGAGCAGUUUCCAGAGUGACCUGUCAUCCAUCAGCAGUGAAAUUCAGACAUUGCAGCAACAGUCAGUCAGUAUGAACAUGAGACUCAAGAACCGCCAGGCUGUCCGCAGUCAACUCAGCCAGCUGGUGGAUGAACUGGUCGUCCCUAGCACUAUGAUCUCUGUGGUUCUUGACAGUCCUGUCACGGAACAGGAAUUUUUGGAGCAACUUCAUGAGCUUAAUAACAAAAUCAACUUUGCUAAAGAGCUAAGCUUCAGAGAGACCCUUGCUUGCUCAGAUAUACAGGACAUUGUAGAUCGCCUCAAAAUAAAAGCUGUCUCAAAGAUCCGGGAGUUCAUCCUACAGAAAAUUUACUCUUUUAGAAAGCCCAUGACCAACUACCAGAUCCCCCAGAACACAUUACUCAAGUACAGGUUUUUCUACCAGUUCCUGUUAGCCAAUGAGAGAACAGUUGCAAAAGAGAUCCGGGACGAGUAUGUGGAUACCAUGAGCAAAAUCUACUUAAGUUACUUCAAGUCAUAUAGUGGCAGACUGCUGAAAGUCCAGUAUGAAGAUGUUGCAGACAAAGAUGAUCUGAUGGGAGUGGAAGAUACAGCCAAAAAAGGUUUUUUCUCCAAGCCUUCUCUCAAAAGUAGAAACACCAUUUUUACUCUUGGCCAAAGGGGGGCAAUAUUGAGCCCUGCAGAGCUGGAGGGGCCCAUACUAAUUCCACAUGCUGCUCAGAGAGGAGACUCCAGAUACCCGUAUGAAACUCUCUUCCGCAGUCAGCACUAUGCUUUGUUGGAUAAUGGCUGUCGAGAAUUCCUGUUCUUGUCUGAUUUUUUCAUGGUGGCAGGAAAUUCUGCACUGGAUUUGUUCAACAGCAUUAUGGGAAAAACACUCAGCAUUUUUUUGAAGAAUCUGUCUGCAUACUUAUCAGACUGUUAUGAUAGUAUUGCAGUCUUUCUCUGCAUUCACAUCAUUCUGCGCUUCAGAGCCAUCAUAGCCAAGAGGAAUAUUCCUGCACUUGACAAGUACUUGGAGGCUGUGCUAGAAUUGUUGUGGCCGAGAUUUGAGCUGAUUUUGGAGAUGAACAUCCAGAGUAUUCGAAACACUGACCCUCAGAAAUUGGGUGUACUGGAUACCAGACCACACUACAUCACACGUCGGUAUGCUGAAUUCUCCUCUGCUAUUGUUAGCAUAAAUCAAACCUUUCCCAAUGAGAGGACCAACACACUUCUUGGGCAGCUGCAGAUUGAGGUGGAGAACUUUGUGCUGAAAAUGGCGGCUGAGUUUCCCUCUAGACGAGACCAGCUCAUUUUUCUUAUAAACAACUAUGACAUGAUGCUCAGCGUGCUCAUGGAGAGAGCAGCUGAUGACAGUAAAGAGGUCGAGAGCUUUCAGCAGCUUUUGCUGGCAAGAACACAGGAAUUUAUAGAGGAGAUUCUUUCUCCACCAUUUGGAGGUAUGAUUGCAUUUGUGAAGGAGAGUGAGGCACUAAUGGAGAAAGGGCAGCUUGACAAACUCAAAAAUGAUGAAGCUCGUAUUACUCAGUUGGUGCGGGGAUUCUCCGGCACAUGGAAGCAGUCUGUGGAGGCCCUGAGUCAGGAUGUCAUGCGCUCCUUCACCAACUUUAAAAACGGAACCAGCAUAAUUCAGGGAGCGCUGACACAGCUCAUCCAAUACUAUCAUGGUUUCCAUAAGGUCCUCUCCCAGCCAACAUUCCGCAGUCUGGCAGUGCGCUCUGAGCUCAUAAACCUUCAUCAUCUGAUGGUGGAAGUCAAGAAACACAAACCAAACUUUUGAACUCAACAUGAAUCACGAGUUAGGGAUGUUUGCACUGGUAAAAAAAAUUUUUUUUUUGGAGUUUGCAUCACUAAAGGAAGAAUAUUUCCUAAGAAAAACUGUACAAAACAUUAAAUAAAUAAACAGCUUUCAGAAAGUCUAUUAACAUAUUUAAAGGGAUAGUUCAAACAUUCAUUCAUUCAUUUUCUUUGGGUUAGUCUCUACUUCAGAGGUCGCCACAGUAAAAUAAACUACCAGAUAUUCCAGCAUAUGUUUUACACUGUGGAUGACCUUCCAAUAGCAACCCAGGACUGGGAAACACCCAUACAAACACAUUCACACACACUCAUAUAUUACAGCCUUUUUUAUUUUAUUCAAUUUACCUAUACCACAUGUCUUUGGGCUGUGGGGGAAACCAGAGCAUCCGGAGGAAACUUGCAUGAACACACAGAGAACAUGAAAACAGAAACGCCUCCUGGACCAGCCGGGACUCGAACCAGCAACAUUCUUGCUGUGAGAUGACAAUUUAAUAAUCAAACAAUAGAUAUUUUGAAGCACAUUGGAAACCAGUAAACAUUGAAAUUAAUAGCAGAGAAAAUAUAUAUACUAUGGAAGUCAAUGGCUACCUGUUUUCAUAAAGAAGGUUUGCAACAAAUAGAAGUACUCUACUUCUAUUUGUUGAGAGACGGGUGAAAGAAUUUACAUUUUUGGCUGACCUAUCCCUUAAACAGAAGUGUGGGUUAAUUUUUCUUUCCACUGGCAGUACUUUCUUUCUUUUCAUUCAUUCAUUCAUUCAUUCAUUCAUUCAUUCAUUCAUUCAUUCAUUCAUUCAUUCAUUUUCUUUUCAGCUUAGUCCCUUUAUUAAUCUGGGGUCACCACAGAGGAAUGAACCACCAACUUAUCCAGCACAUGUUUUACACAGCGGAUGCUCUUCCAGCUGCAACCCAUCUCUGGGAAACAUCCACACACACUCAUUCACACUCAUCCACUACGGACAAUUUAGCCUACCCAAUUUACCUGUACCGCAUGUCUUUGGACUAUGGGGGAAACCGGAGCACCCGGAGGAAACCCUUGCGAAUGCGGGGAGAACAUGCAAACUCCACACAGAAGGCCAACUGACCCAGGCGAGGCUCGAACCAGCGGCCUUCUUGCUGUGAUGCGACAGCACUACCUACUGUGCCACUGCGUUGCCCUCCUUUUCAAUAUUAUAAAGAAUCAUUCAGUAUCUUGUUUUUAAGCUGAUUAAGGCGUAUUUUUCGUUUGUUGCAAUUGAUUCGUUUUUCUGCAAUGCAAUUUGGUUUCUAGCUGUUUAGUUUGUAAAUGCACUUGCAGCUUCACAAAAUAUUUUAUUUAUUGUUUUUUAUUUUCAUUUGUGUAUUAUCUGAGAUAUGAGAUAUUUAACCAAUCAGAAAGUAAACGUUGACCUGUCUUUUGUUUUUUCACUGAAAAGUACUUUAUGGAUGCAAUUAUUGUUGUAUUUAAUUUAAAAUAAAUAAAAAAAAAUCAUCUUUUGAAAUAAAA
Molecule: messenger RNA, 3897 nt
Organism: Danio aesculapii
Lineage: Eukaryota; Metazoa; Chordata; Actinopteri; Cypriniformes; Danionidae
Gene: vps52
Product: VPS52 subunit of GARP complex
Exons: 20
Coding region: 223-2397 (724 amino acids)
Biological process (GO): endocytic recycling; Golgi to vacuole transport; lysosomal transport
Cellular component (GO): GARP complex
Molecular function (GO): syntaxin binding
Source: RefSeq, a predicted model, not a curated record